AUGCAGCUUCCGGCACUUUGGAAGACUCUGCUAGUUGUUCUGCUCUCUUCAACAUGUGCCAUUCUCGUCAGCUCUAGCCCUAUUGGAGUUCUGGGGUUAGCCAAAGGAGACCUCCAGAUCCGAAGCGACAAAACUCCCCUCUGGGAUCUCGCACGACGACGGGGUGAAAGCGGGCCAGUGGCGGCCGCUGAUCCUCCUCCCGGCCACAAGCACGGUCGAAGGGAUGGAGACACCGGAGAGUUCCCAUCUUCUCCACCUCCCCGAAUUGGUCACCCUCGACGAGACGAAUACGAGGACCCUUAUCCCCCUCAUUCCAACGGACGACGAGACGGCGACACUGGGGAGUUCCCAUCCUCCCCACCUCCCCCUCCUCCUCGACUCGGUCAUGGCCGACGACAAACUUACGAAGACCCUUGGUCGCAUGCGCCGAAAGAUAACCCGUUGGUUCCCUGGCGUCAUAUCCCCCGCGUCAGUGGCCCCAAUCACCCCCAUGGACGAAGAGACGGCGACACUGGGGAGUUCCCCUCCUCUCCCCCUCCUCGACUUGGUCAUCCCUGA
Messenger RNA from Microstroma glucosiphilum, 558 nucleotides. RefSeq lists its product as hypothetical. Bases 1 to 558 code for a protein of 185 amino acids. The transcript has a single exon. The record is from RefSeq and is a predicted model, not a curated record. NCBI's taxonomy places the organism in Eukaryota, Fungi, Basidiomycota, Exobasidiomycetes, Microstromatales, Microstromataceae.